AUGGCAUCAAGCAAGUCGGAUUUCGAGUCUUUGCAGCUCGUGAGCGAGAAUAUUUAUCUGUAUGAGCCCCAGGAAAGUGUAGAGGGUCAGCUUGCAGGCGACGGGAGUUCGGCGCCUUCAAUAAUCAUCAUCUGCACCUGGAAUGGCGGUGCAACGCCGCGACGAAUCAAUAAAUACAUCGCUCAAUACCGCCAAAUAUACCCGGGAACAAUCAUCCUUGUUAUUACAACAACUGUUCCCAACACAGCCUUCUGGCCUCUGCGCGUGGUGCGUUCGCGCCUGCAACCAACCUGUGAGGUCAUUCAACGGAUACUCGCAAAAUCAACCAACCCCAAGGUUUUGCUCCAUUUAUUUUCCCAUGGUGGUGGCAGCAUGGCUGCUCAACUGGCAUUGUCCAUGCAAGAAGGUGCCGACAAAGGCGCACUAUUCCUCUCCAGUCUGCGCGGUGUGAUCUUCGACUGCUGCCCUGGACACGAUAGCUUCCAGCAGACAUAUGGAGCUGCCAAACUAUCGAUGGGAACAGAUGUGCUAUCUCAAAUUUUCACAAAGACAAUGCUCUACCCAUCCAUUGCUGUGAUAAGCAAGCUCCAGAGCUCGGGUGUGCUGCGCUCCGUGCAAGACAUACGUGGAGUGCUGCAUGAUCCAUCGACAUUUGGAGCUCAAGUGAGGAGACUGUAUAUCUAUACGAAGGAGGAUACCAUGGUUGGAUGGGCGGAUGUACAGAAGCAUAUUGAGGAGGCCCGAAGUCGUGGCUACCCUGUCGAUCAGGUUCUCUUUGAGCAUGGCACCCACUGCAGUUUGAUAAUGGAGGAUUCGACGCGGUACUGGUCAGCUGUACAGAGGUUCUGGAACGGUGAACACGCUGCAGACCCUGGUUUGUCCAAUGUCGAUGAAGUCAAGGUUCGCAGUCGCCUGUGA
Penicillium nucicola is the source of this 918-nucleotide messenger RNA. Its product is annotated as TMEM53 family protein. Lineage: Eukaryota; Fungi; Ascomycota; Eurotiomycetes; Eurotiales; Aspergillaceae. The transcript has a single exon. The record is from RefSeq and is a predicted model, not a curated record. Bases 1 to 918 code for a protein of 305 amino acids.